Durusdinium trenchii is the source of this 2009-nucleotide messenger RNA. NCBI's taxonomy places the organism in Eukaryota, Dinophyceae, Suessiales, Symbiodiniaceae. The record is from the annotation of a GenBank genome assembly.
UAAUCACUCCUCAUUUCAAUGCCAAACAAGCCAUGUGAGAUCAAAGUUGCGUGUCCCUCGCUUCAGGAAUCUGUGGAGCUUUCAACCUAAGGUGAAAUGACGUGGACCGCGACUGAACAAUUCAUGUAGCACCAUAGAAACAAGACCAAUGUCAAUAGCACCAAACAUUGAGCUCGAUCCUGGCCGACAUGGACAGCAACAAGGAUGAUGUGGACGUAGAGGGGUUGUUUCCCGUCGUGCUGGACCUGUGGAGCUCAAGUCUACCGAGAGUCUUCCAGCGAAGCGAACUGCGGUUCUUUUGUGGCAUCCACCUUGCGACCUGGGGCGCAUUCCAAGAGGGCUGGUUCCAACAGAAACGUGAAGCCGAUCGUGGCAUUGACUUUGAUCUUGGAUCAAUCCUGAGUGUGGACUGGGUGGACCUGAAAAUGCUGACAAUGAUUAGCACCGUUCUAUUGUCCUUUUACGUCCACCAAUGCUUUCGAAGGUAUCAGCUGAUUUGCACGCUGACAAUGCGCAUGUUCAGCUCUGUACAUGACAUCGCCUUUCAGGCCAGGCUCUUCCUGGACACCAAGAAAUCGCGGCUUUGCAGCCGCUGGGUGACCCUAGCAGCCCUUUUGAGCUUAGCCACAGGCCCUUCGACCAGAGCCUGGCGGAAACUCUUAGCACAUGGCUUGGUGCGGCGAGUGGAAGUGGAGCCACUGCGGCGCAUGGGCGAGGCCCGGGGAUGGCUACUGCUGCAAGAGACUGUGGAGCUUUUGCACCAGGAGGUUAGCGGCAAAGUUCUGAGCGAAAUGAUCUCUCGAAUACUGGCUUUCCGUGAUUGUCAGCAGGUUCCUCAUUGCACUGAGUACUUACAUUUUGUUUCCGCUUUGAACAGGAAUGUCUCACAUCACACUCCCUUAAUUGCAUGCUACUAGUACGGUCACAAACAAGAUCGCAUAUUCCGCCUUUGCUUUCGCUCCGCUCUAGAAGCCCGGAGGAGAUCUUGGAGACCAAGAGGUUGUCUUUACCUUUCACAUACCAUCAUCUAUUGACAGUGGUGAUCAUGGUGAACCUCAGUUUGCUUUCUUAUGGCUCCGCCUUGUCCACAACUUGCCUUGCGCCUCCAAUCUUCUUCCUGGUGGCCAUCUUCUUCUUUGGUAUGAUGGAGGUGUCAGUUCAACUCUGGGAUCCCUUGAGCGACGAAUCAAGUUUGCCAGUGCAGAGACUUACCCAGGACUUAUGUGCUUCAGUAACUUGGACUUUGGCUAUUCUGAAUCUCUGAAGCCUACUUUUGGAAGGAAUCUAGAAGAAGUUGGCAUCCCCUUCGUCAUUCUUCCAGCGAUUGCAUUCACUGAAUUGGAUUGAUGGGUUCUCAUCGGUUUCACAGUUUCACCUCCCUAGAACUUACAGGAUGACCGGUGAGCCCAAUUUUCAGGAACGUCGAGAGUGAAGAACUCUGAAUCUAUCCACAAAAGUGGCCUCAACGAGGUAUGCCAAAAGAGGUUGUGUUGCCACCAGAAGAACGCCCGGAAGCCUUGUUGGCCCAAGAACACCCGGAAGCCUUGUUGGCCCAAUGUUACUGUGUUCCCCAACAAUGAGCAACGGAUCCCUGCCAUCCCCUUCCUCCAGGAGUUUCUUUGGUCCAUGCAUGCUCUCAUCUACUACGAGCACGAUGGGCCUGACGAGAAAUGGCAAAGUGAUUUGCGGGAGGAAUCCAGUGCGCCUUGUGCCUUCCUGCUCUGAGUUUGAUUGUCUCCAGAACUCCAUGGUACUACUAGGAAGGUGUUGAAAUUUGGCGGUGCCCGUUGAGGGCAUUCUUGGAUCAUCGCUCGAUGGACCAUCCUUUCGGAAUGCACUGGUGGAAGAGUCUUUUUUAACCGCAAAGACUGCGGUGAAAUUCCACUCGAGACGUCGCUCCAAAGUAUUUGAGUGAAUCACUGGUGCGAAAACGAUAGAAUGACGAUGUCGAUCCCAGUCCCUGGCUUCUGACCAGCUUGGUCAGCAUACGCUGUUUUCAGCUUCGGAAA